Salmo salar (Atlantic salmon) is the source of this 7742-nucleotide messenger RNA. Its product is annotated as nucleus accumbens-associated protein 1. Lineage: Eukaryota; Metazoa; Chordata; Actinopteri; Salmoniformes; Salmonidae. Gene Ontology annotation, biological process: regulation of transcription by RNA polymerase II. Gene Ontology annotation, molecular function: DNA-binding transcription factor activity, RNA polymerase II-specific; protein binding; RNA polymerase II cis-regulatory region sequence-specific DNA binding. The record is from RefSeq and is a predicted model, not a curated record.
CCAAGCUACCUCCCAAAAAUAACUAAAAUAUUUAGAAAUUCAGAUUUUUACUGAACGAAACUUUAAUUGGAUGAUCCAUUGUUUCGGGCGACAAAUAAAGAAUUUGGGUGAUAACUCAGCUAGCGCCGGGUUACAUCAUGCGAUGGGCUAACCCGAAAUAAAAAGUACAGUGUAUGCGGAGUAGCUAGCCUAGGCCCAAGGAGGUAACUCUAACCGACAGCACUGGCACAGAGUGGGGGCGACAGCGGCGGGUGAAGCAACUCCUGAAUAUUUUAUUUGUUCUACUAUUUUUGUGACAUAAUUCGUGCCGUUGUCUUUUAGCUAGUUUGAUAGAGCAAAUGAAGGGCUGCAUCGACAUAAGCAGAAAGAGAGAACCGGUGAUAAAGUAUUUUUUUGUUAACCGUCCAGUCUUUCCGUCGCCCCCCGGCCCGUGCCAGCCCGAGCGCUCCGAAUCUCACGGGGCAAAGAUACUGGCAGACAACGGGGCACGGACAGCUCUCUCUGCCCACUCCGUCUGGCUGUUCUACCGCUGUUCAGGCCUCUAGUCUUUCCUUGGCGGGCACCGACGAGUCUCUCCCGCUAUCCUUCGAUACCCGGUGGUGCUGGGCUAGAGCGUUAUGGCUCAGACGCUACAGAUGGCGAUCCCUAACUUUGGCAACAACGUGUUGGAGUGUCUCAAUGAGCAGAGGCUCCAGGGGCUCUACUGCGACGUCUCCGUGGUUGUCAAGGGACACGCCUUCAAGGCGCACCGGGCGGUCUUGGCGGCCAGUAGCUCCUACUUCCGGGACCUGUUCAACGCUGGAGGGAAGAGCAGUGUGGUGGAGCUCCCCCCGGCCGUCCAGCCCCAGAGCUUCCAACAGAUCCUAGCCUUCUGCUACACAGGUCGCCUCAGCAUGAACGUGGGGGACCAGUUCCUCCUCAUGUACACCGCAGGCUUCCUGCAGAUUCAGCAGAUCAUGGAGAAGGGCACAGAGUUCUUCCUUAAGGUCUCCUCCCCUAGCUGUGACUCCCAGGGUCUUCACGCAGAAGAGACUCCGCCCUCCGAGCCCCAGAGCCCUGUCACUCAAACCGGAGGGGCUGGGGUGGUUUCCACGGCAGCAUGUAGGCCCGCCUCCUGCCUGACACCCCUCCCCCUGGUGUCGAGGGUGAAGACGGAGCAGAGCGGGACUACGCCACAACCCACACCACAGACACAGCAGCAGGAGGCCACGUCCUACUCGGUGGUGUGCAGCCCUGUCGCCAAGCGCCUGUGGGAGGGGGGCAACCGCGGUGAUGGGGGAGGGGGGUCGGGAGGAGGGGGGUCCAGGAAAGCCGCCCGCUACUCUUCCUCCUCCGCCUCAUCAAACAACUGCAACUCCCAAGAUGCAACAGGCAGAAACGUUGUUAACCACAGUAACCAUAACAACAACAGUAACCAUAACAGCAGCAGCGUGGGGACGCCGGACGGAACGAGUCCGGGGACGCUGAGCAUGUACACCAGCGACUCGCCCCUUAGUUACCACGAUGACGAGGAGGAAGAGGAAGUGACCGACGACAGCGCCGAAGAGCAGUACAGGCAGAUCUGUAACAUGUACACAAUGUACAGUAUGCUCAAUGUGGGCGCCACAGUAGCGGGCGAGCGUGUGGAGUCCCUACCGGAGCACCUCACGGCAGAGACCCGGGGUGGCAGGGGGGUGAGGCUACGCCAGGACCUGGCUUCGCUACCUGCCGAACUCAUCACCCAGAUAGGUAACCGGUGCCACCCGCGGCUGUACGAGGAGGGUGACCCUGCAGAGAGGCUGGAGCUGGUGACUGGUACCUCCGUGUUCAUCUCCCGCGCCCAGCUCAUGAACUGUCACGUCAGCGCCGGCACGCGGCACAAGGUCCUACUGAGGAGGCUGCUGGCCUCUUUCUUCGACAGGAGUACUCUAGCUAACAGCUGUGGGACGGGGAUCCGCUCUUCUACAAACGACCCCAGCCGCAAGCCCCUGGACAGCAGAGUACUGCACGCCGUCAAGUUUUACUGCCAGAACUUUGCGCCAAGCUUCAAGGAGAGCGAGAUGAACGCCAUCGCGGCUGACAUGUGCACUAAUGCCCGCCGGGUCGUCAGAAAGUCCUGGAUCCCGAAGCUCAAGCUCCUCAUGGCCGAGGGUGACGCCUACUCCGCUUUCCUCCAAUCAGACGCCGUCAAGAUGGAGGCCGACGCCCUGGGGGCGGAGCAUGGGUUCGACCCCAACUCCCUGGCAGAGGAGGCGGCGGCGGCAGCCAAUAGCGAUGCGGGACCUUCUUCGGGGGAGGGGUUACAAGGCGUUGUGGGCGGAGACGGCAGCACUUUGUUUUAAAGUGAGUGGGCUUAUUGUGAUCUUAUUGGUCGAUGGUCUUUGAUCAUUGCUCUCGGCGAUACUUCCUCCCUCAGUUUUAGUUUGUUUUUUAAUGUCACUUUUCCAUAUCUUAAUCUCUUCCCUUAAUACUUGGAAUUUCAUUUAUUAUAUCCAUCUGUUCCAUCCCUUGUUCUCUCUCUCUCUCGCCGUCCCGGACCCAUGUACAUAGUGUCUGCCCCCUUUUGGGCGGGAGAGAGAUGAAAAGAUGGAGGGAUAGAGGUGCAGAAAGAAAGACGGGGGAGGUUUGUAAUGUAAGGGGGGGGCUUAACCUAGGAAUAUUCCCUGAUCCCCAUUGUAGAAUCUUUUCUUGUUUUAAUGUUUGUUUUUUUGGUUGGCAAAGGUCCUUUCUCCUUUCCAUAUCGCUGAAACACAUUCCCUAGGAGGAGGGACCUUUUGGGGUGGAUGGCGGUCGGGGUUGAGUGGGGUAGUAAUGGCUGGUUUUGACGGUCUAAUAACACUGUUUUGAUAAUGAAUGUAUCGGUCGUGAAGCGUUGUCAAGUCACCUGUAUGUAUUGUCUGUGGACAGUAGAUUGUAUUCGAUCGAUUGAUUGAUUAGAUUGUAUUCAUCAGUUUCUAUAGAGACUCUGGAAGUCCUACUGAAGGCUAUUUUAUGGGGAGGGGGUUGAUAUUUGUGGGGGGUUACGUAAAGGCUUAAUGGUUGAAAUAGGUAUAUGUAUUCUGUAUAUUGGCAGGACUUUUGGACCCCCCCCCCCCCAUUUUAGAGGGCUGUUUUCAUUCCUACUUUUUCACUUUUAAUUUGUGACUCUCGUCUCAUAGUUUUUCUCUCCGUGUGUGUGACCUUUGACUUGUUGCCAAGACUCCCUGAAAAGCAGAGGAGACGUGUUACUGAAAGAUGGUUGAACAGUUGGUGACUGGACGAGGAAGAAGAUGCUCUGAUCUGGUAUCCAUGUCGAUGAUACGGUAUGACUUCCUAUACGUCUACUGAAUUCUGUGUAGAGAGAGAGGAGUAAGGGACCGUGUUAAAAUCACGUCAGCUCACGCCCACAUUCACAUUUCGAAGGAAAGUGAUAUUUGUUGUCUCGCACUAUUAAGCAAGUAAUAGCUGAAUAAUGUACUUGUCUUGCACUAUAAUACUAUAAUACAAGUCUUAUCCAAAUACUAGAAUCGUCUCCAUUUGACCAAGCAUGAAGCUGUGGGCUAGGGUGUAGGGGCUGGGUUGUAGAGGCAUUAUGUUAGAUGUGUGUAGUGUACACAGGGUGGACCUAUUCUGUAUUUGGUUUCGUUAUGGACUGAGGGAGGGUUGGUGUAUCCUGCUAAGAGGCAUUCAUGACACACACACACACGGAUUAAAGUACCCUGGAGGACUAAUCCCUAUGCAUCCUGGGCGGAUACAAUGGUGCCAAUUAAAGUAAUACGACACACACACACACACACACACACACACACACUGUGUGUCAGUGUGUGUGGAUGGUGACAGAAGUGUGUGUUGUCACAUGCGGCAGAGAGUGAGAACCCAGACGGAGUGUGCUCACACACGCUUGGCUGACUCAUUCAUCCAUCACUGCUGUGUGUGUGUGUGUGAUGCUGCAUCUCUCUCACACACACACACACACACACACACACACUCCGGUGCACCCAGACUGAUCCAGCAGCAGCACACUGCCAGCCUAUAAACAUCCCUGUAAAGCUCUGUUGAACACACCUUGUGAGAAACUACAGAGAGGAGAUGGACCGUGACAACCCAUGAAUAACGACCAACUGUCAUUCUAGCUACAGCUCAUCAGUGAUUGGAUGAAAGAUGACUGUGGCAGUUCCCAUCUAUCACAGUACCAGUAGGGAGCCAAUGACGCCACCGCCAGUAUCCCAUCAUACAGUAGAAUCAUGGUGUGUCAAGGAGGAAGAACCCGUUGCCCCUAAACACUGAUCUAUGGUCAUGUUUGCGUUUUCCCGCUAGUUGUCAAGGUUAGGGUUUGGGGAGGGCAAGCUGAUCCUAGAUCAGUGCUCAAGGGGUUUGUACUCUGAGCAGAAGUGAGGAUAGACAUGCUACUGCUAUAGAAACAGUUGUUAGUGAUAGCCUGGUCCCAGAUCUGUUUUGUAGGAUCUUGCCGCCACCUUGUAACUCAUUGCGUGAUAAUUCCAUAAGGAGUUGACGAGGGAGUAGAAACAGACUGGCACCCAGGCUGGGUUAGUGAAGCACCUUGUAAUGCAGUUGGUGUCAGCGCCGGCGGUGGGUUCUGUUGUGAUUGUCAGGCUUGGUCUGUUGUGUGUUACUGAGGUGGUCUGCUGUGUGUUUGGGGUAGAAACGCACACUAAAACACACACACACACACACACUGCUUUGGAGUUGAGGGUUAAUCAAUCGUAACACUUCCCCCACACUCUGACUGUGAACCUAAACAGAGUAUAGAACAAACAACUAUAAAAUAAACCUGGGUAAAAUAUAGGCUUAACAUUGUCAUUGUAACUCCCCCUUUCAACCAACCAACCAAAAGAAAGCCAUGGAGUUGUUUAUAUAUCUGGAAACGACCAUUGUUAUUUUAGAUCAGAGCUAUCUGCUUUUAGGCCUGGCUUUUAAAACAGGCCAUUUGUUGUUUACGUUUGUAGUUUUUUUAAGAUGUGUGUGUGUGUGUGUGUGUGUGUAUAUAUAUAUAUAUAUAUAUAGAGAGGUUUUGGAGUGUUUCUAUAAAAGGCUAACUGUCAAAGAAGAGCCCAGGGUUUAAAAGUGUAAUGGGAAUGCACUACUAGAGCUUCCAGUGGACCUAUUCCAUUUGGCCUGGGCGGGUCUGGAGCCCACCCCUCCUUUUGUUAACCACAUGGUAUGAUCCUUGGGGACUUCAAGUUCUAUCACUGACAGAGAGAAAGAGAGAAGUGAGUAGGAUGAGAAAUUUGCACUUUUUUUUAUUUUUAUGCAUUUGUCAAGCGCUGCCUUAACGGGAAAAAAGAGUGAGUGGCUGACAGAACAGAGAGACACAGAGGAGGACAGUCUGUCUCUAGAGGGAGGGAGGAUGGGACGCUUGGUUGGCUCUGUAUAAAAGCAUGCAUGCGUACUGGUGUGUGUGUGUGUGUGUGUGCAGUUUCUCCCCAUUUCUCUCUGCUGCCAUAUAUGGAGUCAUGCGUGUUAAGUUCUAGCUCUUCACGCUAACGCCUUUGUGUGUGUGUGUGUGUGUGUGUGUGUGUGUGUGUGUGUGUGUGUGUGUGUGUGGAAUGCGCAUGUCUGCCAGGGUGAGUGAGUCUGCGUCUGGUUCUAUGUGCUGCAUACGGUGUGUGUGUGUCUGGGUUUUGGAGUGGUGAAUGCGCAUGUCCUGUUGGUGUGUGUGGGUGGUUUGGGUACGCGGCUCUGCCAGCAGUGUGUGUUUGUGUGGUAUGUGCGGCGGUAGAGAAUGAGAGGAGACUGUUUGUCUGACUCAGUAGGAGAGACAUACAGUACUAGUCUGGAGAGGAAGGAAGCCUAUAGACACAUGCACACAGCAUUGCUACUGGUGUUAGCACAAUGACAUGCUAGCUGUUCCCAUAGACUUCCAGUCAUUGAGCCAACAACUGUCCAUUUAAAAGCGUGUCUUGCAGGAAUAUAUAUAUCUAUCAAAUAAAAUAAAAUAAAAAUAAUAAUUACGUAUUUUGCCUCUGUGGCAAUAAUGUAGGAGUGGUGGGCCACCGCAGCUAAAUGAAUAUAGAUUAAACACUGGCUGGCUGGCUGGCUGGCUGGCUGGCUGGCUGGCUCGGGAGGGAGGGAGGGAGGGAGGGAGGGAGGCAUCAACUGUUCACUAAACAAACCAUUACAUCCCAUUCAGAGUCCUGAUCUCAUUCAGCUUCACUGCUUCACUUUAUUCUGAUUCAAUUCAGCCUCCACUUUAUGACCCAGGUCUAUGGCUCUGUCCCAAAGGAAGUAGUGCACUAUGUAGGUAAUAGGGUGCCGUUUAGGAUGUAAGCUAAAUGUCUGCAAAUGGUGUUCGUGUUGUGUAUGUGAAUGACUCGCGUGUGUGUGUGUGUGAAUGUUUGUUUGGCAGGAGGAGGGGGGUGUUUUGGUGUGGUAACUGUCUAAACAACAGAUGGGACUGCCUGAUAGGAUGACUUGGUGUGUGUGUGUCGGUCCAGGUGUGUCCUUUCUUGCCUGUGUGAUGGCGUGACAGUCAUGUAUGGAUGACCAAGCAUGUUAGCUGGUGUGUGUGUGUGUACAGUACCAGUCAAAAGUUUGGACUCCUACUCAUUCCAGGGCUUUUCCUUAUUUGUAGAAUAAUAGUGAAGACAUCAGAAUAACACAUGGAAUCAUGUAGUAACCAAAAAAGUGUUAAACAAAUCAAAAUAUAUUUGAGAUUCUUCAAAUAGCCACCCUUUGCCUUGAUGACAGCUUUGCACACUCUUGGCAUUCUCUCAACCAGCUUCACCUGGAAUGUUUUUCCAACAAUCUUGAAUGAGUAGGUGUGUCCAAACUUUUGACUGGUACUGUAUAUAUGUCUCUGCAUCGGGCAUGUGUCUAACCAACCAACCAGGCGUCCAUUCCCUUUAGGAGACUGCAGGCUGACAAUGUGUCUGUUUCUAAAAGUGCAGUGAUGACUAGGAUGAUGUUGAAGAUGGUCUACAUUUCCCUGUCGAUAGUCUCUCUAAAUAUUAAUACAGAGAGACAGUCCAUUUUAGAUGUUUAUACUAAUAAGAUUGUUGUUAUUCCAAGUUAACUGACUUUAUUUUUUAUGUGAAAUCCCUAGACUUGAGCGGGAAGAUGGGUGGGAGUUGGGAGGGAAGGAGAGAGAGAGGGGUGCUGUUCUAUACGUUUCUAGAUACAUGGUUGUUACCCUACCUCUUGUGGAUGGAGGGAAGGGUGCUUUUCUUUCUUCCUGCUUGUUUAAAGUCUGAGGACGUAGGAGCCAUUGUGGCAGGCCUCUGGUACUUAACUGCAGUCAGGACAACUGAAGAGAGGGAGAAGAUCCUUGUCCCAUGGCCUUUUUGCAACAAAGAUAAAUAUUUUGUUUCUUUAUGUAAGGGGCGGGGUGACGUAGCCUUUUCCUGGCUACCCAGACUCCUUGCUCCGGCCAAACGCUACGCCAUGAAUCUGACGAUUUCUAGAACGCAAACACAUUCAAACAGUUCUGAUUGGUCCCAGAAACCGAUGGGUUGGGACAGAGCCAGAACACACGUGGGUAAAGCUGCGUUUUCAAAAUGUGUCAUUGGCUUUGAGAUGCUCCAAUCGGUAAUGACUUUGUUUUGUACAACACCCCUCAUUGUGAUGUCACCACAACCGACUUCAGCGAUGGCUGUCUGACUGAGGUAUGUAGUGAGUCGUCAGGCAGACAGCCUGGAAAUCCAGACUGUUUCAUUAUAGCAGAGCUGAAAUCAAUCCCCUAUUCCCUGUGCUACUUUUGACCAGGGUCAUAGGGCUCUGGUCAAAAGUAGUGCAAUAUCUUUAGGGAAUUGGGUGCUAUUUGGGAU